AGAAGGUGAGGGCCGCUUGAAAUGAAAACAAUGUCAAAUCCGAAAUGGACCCCAACCGGGCCGUCGGAUGACACCUUCAGGACAGACAAAUGAAGGGUAAAAAACGAAACUUUAGACGGAAGGGAAGCCCUUCUCUCGCCCACCAAAUACAUUCAUUGACUAGAAAAGACUCCUUCCUUGCUUCCGCCGUGUGCCGUCUUGAAGGAAUUUAAAGUACUUUUUCGUGGUUUUCGCCCCAAAAGACGGGGAGGGAUUAUACCAGAUUCAAAGCACUCGAGGGAGGACUAAUCUGGCUGUCUCCUUUUGACCGUCCCGAGCAGAAGGCUUUCCCCAUCACCAAGUCUCGUCCUUUUCCAUCGGAUUUGUGCGGAGUCUCUGCUCAGAAGAGCAAGAAGGGGUGUGUGCGGGAAUGGCGGCUCCGGGGAACGGGAAUGCGAUCGGAGGAGGAGGAGGAGGGGGAGGGGAUGCGUGGAGGGCGCACGCGGCCCUGGUGGUGGUGCAGCUCUGCUACGGAGGGUACCACGUGAUCACCAAGCUCGCCCUCAACGUCGGCGUCAAUCAGCUCGUCUUCUGCGUCUUCCGGGACAUCCUCGCGCUCUCGAUCCUCGCCCCCAUCGCCUACGUCCGCGAGAAAAGGAUGCGGCCUCCCAUGACCAAACGCCUCCUCUUGUCAUUUGUCUUCUUGGGAUUUACUGGGAUUUUUGGCAACCAGUUGCUGUUUCUUAUUGGUCUUAGCUACACGAAUCCAACUUAUGCAGCUGCCAUUCAGCCUGCCAUUCCUGUCUUCACCUUCCUCUUAGCAGUAAUGAUGGGUACAGAAACAGUGAAUUUGCUUAAGAUUGAGGGUCAGGCAAAGGUUGGAGGCACUCUUCUCUCUGUUUGCGGUGCAGUACUGAUGGUUGUGUUCCGUGGCCCUGCUUUGAUUGGAUACAAGGAAGCAGAUUUUGCUGCACACAGUGAAAUUAUAGCCAGGGGUCAACCGGAGCCGAUGGGAUGGCUCUUAUCCAGCUUCUUGGAGUUUGGGAUUGAAGAUUGGCACCUGGGGAUUCUGUGUUUGAUAGGAAAUUGCAUGUGCAUGGCCGCCUUCCUAGCUAUUCAGGCUCCAGUUUUAGCCAAAUAUCCUGCAAGCCUCUCCGUAACAGCAUAUUCAUACUUCUUUGGUGCUGUAUUUAUGGUAACUUCUGCAUUUUUCAUGACAAGCGACUCAACAGAAUGGAGCCUGACACGGUCGGAGCUUUUUGCUGUCAUUUAUGCUGGAGUAAUUGCAUCAGCUCUUAACUAUGGACUGUUGACAUGGUCAAAUAAGAUCCUUGGACCAGCUCUGGUUGCUUUGUACAUGCCACUUCAACCUGCUGCAUCUGCCUUUCUGUCAAGAGUAUUCCUCGGGAGUCCUAUUUAUUUGGGGAGUGUCAUUGGAGGAGCUCUUAUUAUCGGGGGACUUUAUGUGGUCACCUGGGCAUCCUUCAGAGAAAGACAAGCCGUGAUCGCGAUUCUUCCUCAUGUCGUUCGAUCAUCAGAAUCUCCAGUUCACAAAGAUGGCCCGAUUAACAAGUUGUCUGACCAGAGAGGACUCAUUUUCUCAGGAUCUUCUACAUCGUUACACAAAGCAUUGGAUUGAUCUCAGACAUCAGGGACGUCGUUUUCAGCGACAGCCUUAUGGAUUUUCCAGACGAAGUAUGUGUACGAAGUCCCGGGUCAUUUUAGCUGAACUUUGGAAAAGGUUCCCCCUUGAACCUGCUGAUCCUGCUGGAGGUGCCCUGCCUUGUACCUGUUGCUCUACCUGAACAUGUUUGGGGGAAGGAAUUGGAGGCAGGAUAGAAUGCAGAGCUGGAGCACCCGUUGCAGUUUCUGUGUUGGGUGGGAGCUUUUGGAGGAGGCUAUCAUUAGGCUUCAUUUGUUACGCCGAAAGACUAGUUGUUGGAAAACAUGUUUCUUGUCCGUUUGGUGUUGAUGAAGAGGACGAGAGAAAUAUAAGUUGUGCUUGAAUUCUAGAUAAUGAUUCCUGUCUCUUAAAAGCGGAAAUAACUUUUCAAAACAGAA
Eucalyptus grandis is the source of this 2040-nucleotide messenger RNA. RefSeq names its product WAT1-related protein At4g19185. The transcript is spliced from 8 exons. Gene Ontology annotation, cellular component: plasma membrane. Gene Ontology annotation, molecular function: transmembrane transporter activity. The record is from RefSeq and is a predicted model, not a curated record. NCBI's taxonomy places the organism in Eukaryota, Viridiplantae, Streptophyta, Magnoliopsida, Myrtales, Myrtaceae. The coding region runs from base 410 to 1618 and encodes 402 amino acids.